This is a messenger RNA of Arctia plantaginis, 1113 nucleotides long. Lineage: Eukaryota; Metazoa; Arthropoda; Insecta; Lepidoptera; Erebidae. The record is from the annotation of a GenBank genome assembly.
AUGACGCACUGGCUAUUUCUACUGUCAGUUUUAUUGGUGUCGUCUGCAUCUGCUAACAUUUUUUCAUCACUCGGAGGUGUCGCAGGAGCGGCAACAAAAGAAGUAGCUGCUGUCAUAGACCCCGUAGAGAAAACCGCCAUGACUGUUAUGUUUGGCCAAUGUAAAGAGGUAAAACAGAUGCUUGGUUUAGAUCAUAAAAAUAUACAGGAUGACCGGAACUUAACGUUAUUGACCGUCGACUUUUUCACCAAGAGUUCAAGGGUCCAGUUUAAACUGACAGAGCUGUCAUCGAUUACAUCGUCAGAACUGUUCAAACCUAAGGAAGCUCUCAUCGUCUUUCUCCAUGGAUUCACUGAUAACCCAGACAAGAUGAGUAGCAAGGCGGUGGUUGAUAGUUUACUUGAGAAAGGUGCCGGCAACAUUCUUGCUUUGGAUGCGAGCGCCUACAUCGACUUCCUUUAUCUGCGUGCCAGUACUAUAAUACGAUUCAUUGGGGAGGCGAUGGGCAAAGCACUUGCUGAUAUGGUGAAAGUCGGCCUAGAUCCAGCUGCCGUCCACCUAGUGGGGCACAGUCUGGGGUCCCACAUAGCAGGCUUCGCUGGUAAAACUGUCCUGGGACUGACGGGAUCUCGCAUCGGACGCAUCUCGGGGUUGGACCCCGCAGGGCCCUGCUUCGUGGAAAUGGACAAAUCGCAGAGGUUGAGCAAGAACGAUGCUGACUACGUUGAUGUGAUCCACACUGACAGCGGAGUGUUCGGCAUGGAGGACCCACUCGGUCACGCAGAUUAUUACCCGAACCGUGGAACAGAACAGCCUGGAUGCAUGUUUCAGGUGUGCUCUCACGACCGAGCCUGGCUCUACUUCUCCGUUUCGGUGAUCUACCCUCGAGGGUUCCCAGCCAUCAAGUGUCGUAGUUGGAAGGAUUUCCAGGAAGGAAACUGUGAUUCUCGUAGUAUUAGUCUAAUGGGGUAUGGCAGCCAGCCGGGGACUGAGGGACGGUACUACCUCCAAACUGCUGAUAAGUACCCCUACAUGUUAAGCUUGAACGGCGUCAAGUAUGUUGACACCGAGGGAAUUGUGAAGACUUUUCGGGAUGCCGUCGGCUUGUGGUAG